Molecule: messenger RNA, 517 nt
Organism: Mesitornis unicolor (brown roatelo)
Lineage: Eukaryota; Metazoa; Chordata; Aves; Mesitornithiformes; Mesitornithidae
Gene: ABHD14A
Product: abhydrolase domain containing 14A
Exons: 4
Cellular component (GO): cytoplasm
Source: RefSeq, a predicted model, not a curated record
AUGGCUGAGGGAGAGCCUCCUGUCUUCUACAGGGAGGUUUCCCCAGAGUACCGGGCCGGUGCUACCACCAGCCCUGGGAGGCCCGAUGUCCUGUUCUUGCACGGCCAGGCGUUCACCUCCAAGACGUGGGAGGCCUUGGGCGAGCUGGCCCAACUUGCUGGAGAAGGCUACCGUGCAGUCGCGAUAGAUCUGCCGGGCUAUGGGGAUUCGCCCCCAGCGGAGACGGUGGCCACGGCGCAGGGCCGGGUGGCCUUCCUGGACCACGUCCUCCAGGAGCUGGGCAUGCAGAGGCCUGUUCUUGUCAGCCCCUCCAUGAGCGGUCGCUUUGCCCUGCCCUUCCUCCUGGCACAGGGGGACCGGCUGGCUGGCUUUGUGCCCAUUGCACCCGUGGGCACCAAGGACUACGCUGCUGAGCAGUACCAGCAGGUCCAGACACCCACCCUGAUCCUAUACGGUGACCGUGACACAGGACUGGGUACCCAGGCCCUGCAGAGCCUCCGGCACCUCCCGAAGCACC